UUGAUUUGGAUUGUGGUGUCAGCUGUCAGUUUGUAGUAGUAAAUAAUUUUCGUGUGCUGUCAUUUGUGACGGAAGUAUUAGGUUAGGAUGAUAUUAAGGUUUCAAAAUUUGUAGUUCUAUCAUACUACAAACUAAAAAGUUAAAUAACUUACUUAUUUUAUAAUUACAAAUUCUUAUACAUAAUCUUCUCACAUAUUACUCAUUUAAGAAACGUCAAGGAUUUCUGGAUUUUCUUUGUUUGUGGCAGUAACUAACACAAUAACAUAGAGGGUUCUUGAUAAAGAUUGUGCUUGUAGAAAUUUCUCUUAACAGUGAAUCGGUUAGUUUUAUAAAUACACUAGUGUUCUAGGAAACCAUAAGGUAAGAAGUAAGAAUUUGAAAAUAUAAGAAACCAAUAUGAGUUCAGAUGAGAUUCCUUCAGGCAGCAGAACACAUAAUGAUGAUGAGGCACCAAGCACAUCAAACCAGGGGCGAGGCAGAAACUUGAGUGAAAGCUCUGAUCAGGGUUCCAAGAGACAAAGAACUUUGAGUGAAAGUUUCUUUCCUGGAUUAACAAAUGCAUCACCUCCCAAAUUCGUGUCAUUAGAAGAAAUUAUUUCUGCAGCUAAAGGAAUGGCUAAUAUGGCUUUGGCUCAUGAAAUUGCUGUGGAUAGCAAUUUUGAGUUAGAGAAGAGAGAACCGCCUGAAAAUAGUUUACACAGAAGAGUCAAGGAGACCAUGUUGAAGGCCUUCUGGGAUAUUUUGAGUCAACAACUCCAAGAGGAUCCUCCUAACUAUACUCAGGGUUUGGUUCUGCUCUCAGAAAUUAAAGAGACAUUGCUUACCUUACUAUUGCCUCACAACACCAAGCUAAAAGAGGAGAUUGAAGAAGUUUUAGACAUAGAGCUUAUAAGACAGCAAGUGGAGAAUGGAAGUUUAGACUUUCCUUACUACGCCAACUAUGUCACUUCUGUGAUGGCCAAGCUUUGUACUCCAGCACGAGAUGACUGUAUCCGUAAACUUAAGCAAGAAACAGACACCGUAUCAGUGUUCAAAGGAAUUUUAGAGACAUUAGAGCUGAUGAGGAUAGACAUGGCCAACUUUACUAUAGAAAUGUACCGGCCACUACUAGUGGCUUCCAGUGUUGACUACGAGAAGUCUAAGUUUAAGGAGUAUAUCAAGGUAAACCCAGACGGUCUGGAAGUGACGAAACAGUGGUUGUUUCGCCAUGUUUCGCCCUCUACCUCUCUAGCUUCUGCCGAUGACUGGAGGGAAGUGAUCGCUCAAGCUUACCUGGAACUGCUCACUUGGGAUGAUUCCAAUGCUUUCCCUGAGACAUUGGUUAUGGACCGCUCCAGACUGGUAGAACUGCGCAAUGAGGUUUUGAGGGUAACAGUUGCUGCCACAGUGCUGCUCCUGGUGGUCAGUUCCGUACCUCAACUCCAGUCCAAUGCUGCCUUCAAGGUCUCGCUCAAGAAUCAUAUGCUGCUGCUAUUGCAGGACUGCCACACUGACAAAGAUGUGGAAGGCGUACUUGCCAACGUGAGUGCCCAAGCUGUACAGGACUGUAAUGCUGCUUUGCCCGAGCCUUUGACACCAGAACAUAGAACUACUGUGGAGUCACAAGUGAUGCAGGUCAUGGCAGACAACCACAAGAUACGGCUUCUUGUCUUCCAGCGGAUAAAGGAGUUUUUGCACCUGAUGAUAACAUCAACAGUGCCCUCCCAACUGCAAGUGCCAGCAGGUCUGAGCACAUUCACCAAGGAGCUGUCUGGCCUAGCCGCUCGCUAUCAUCGUCUCGUCUCGCACAACCGCAGUGUCUUCGGCGAGUACUACACUGACAUACUCAGUACAUUUCAAGUCCCAAAUGGGGUUUAGUUGUUUGCAUUUACAUUAAUAAAUUUUUAUACAUUAAUUUAUACAUCCAUAUAGGUACUAAUUAUA
Messenger RNA from Homalodisca vitripennis (glassy-winged sharpshooter), 1923 nucleotides. RefSeq names its product T-complex protein 11-like protein 1. NCBI's taxonomy places the organism in Eukaryota, Metazoa, Arthropoda, Insecta, Hemiptera, Cicadellidae. Bases 397 to 1857 code for a protein of 486 amino acids. The transcript is spliced from 11 exons. The record is from RefSeq and is a predicted model, not a curated record. Gene Ontology annotation, biological process: signal transduction.